Molecule: messenger RNA, 1211 nt
Organism: Phymastichus coffea
Lineage: Eukaryota; Metazoa; Arthropoda; Insecta; Hymenoptera; Eulophidae
Exons: 6
Coding region: 33-503 (156 amino acids)
Molecular function (GO): odorant binding
Source: RefSeq, a predicted model, not a curated record
AAGUUUGAUUGAGAAGCCGAAAUAGACGAGGCAUGAUGUUUGUUCAAGUCCAAUCAAAGAUGAAGGUUCACGUGGCUAUAGCUAUUUUAGUUGUGACCAGUACGCAUUUCGAGUCAAUGGUGUGCGCUAAAAAAAUGAAUAUCGCGGAGAUAAAAGAAGCUCUAAAGCCAAUAAGUCGUUCGUGCAAAACGAAAACCGGACUCUCGGAUGAAUUGCUCGCCGGUACGAUGAACGGAUUAUGGCCGAGGGACAGGUCGCUCAUGUGCUAUUUUAAGUGCGCGGCAGUGACGUUAAAGCUCAUGACCAAGGAAGGAGAACUAACGAUAUCGAACAUCAAUAAGCAGCUUAACAUGCUGAUAGCAGACGAGCUUGUACCACGAGUAAAAGAAAUUCUAGAAUCUUGUCUAGCAACAGUAAUCAAAUCUAACGAUGCUUGCGAGUUUGCUUUUGACAUGAUGGUGUGCUCCUACAACAUCGAUCCCGAGUUGUACUUUUUACCUUAGUUACGAUCUAAAAAGGACAGUCGAUCGAAAGAACUACCAUCACUACUACUUUCCACUUACUGUAUAUUGUAGAAAUUUAUAUCCUCAAACAGAGUAAUAACAAAAUCUAUUGCAUAUGUGUUCCUACGAGUGUAUCAGUAGUAUACUAUGACGGGCUAUCGGGAAUCUCAUAAAAGAUAUGCGAAGAAAGAACCGCUGAACCAAUCCUUAAUUUCAUAUUGUAGUCAAGCCUGAUCAGUUGUAUGUGCGUCUUCAUUUCAGUAGAUACGAAUAGAAAUGGUAACUCGUGAUAAUUCAGAACGUUCUCUCGUAAUUAAAGAGUAAAAUUUUAAAUAAUAAACUUACAUUUUGAAUUCUUUAACUUCGAACGUCAGCCUCCGCCGUUUGUUUCCGUCUGUGGCGCUCAAAAAUAUAUUUCACAGCUCUUUCGUUUCAUGAUAUGUGGUAGAUACGACGCUAAGUAAAGAAUGUGCAUGGUUUGUAAGAAGUGUGUUCACAAAAGCAGAGUAUGUCACAGUCAAGGAUAUGACCGAGCCAAGACAAUUAUUACAAAUAACUAUGUAAUACUCGUAGUAUUCAAGAGAAUAUGAUUGGGUUGGGUGAUUAUAGUAUUGAAUCAUCAUAAAGGUUCUUGAUAAAACUAUUCGAUAAAAUAUAAUUGACAAUUUCUUUGUACCAUUUACUAAAAUUAAUAAAAUAUUAUUACAC